CGACCCUGAUGCUCAAAAUAUUUGCCGCCACCAAAAGCAGAGGCAGAGAGGGUGAGCAAGGAUGAAUCGGUUGAGCUUGGAUCAGGUGCUCAAGGACAACAACACUCGCGACCCCAACUCCAUUUCUUCUCUCGUCCUCACUCACCGUGCUCUCUCCGAUGUCUCGUGCUUGGGCGAGCUCAAGAACUUGGAGAGGCUCGAUCUCAGCUCCAACACCCUCACUUCGCUCGAGGGGUUGAAGUCAUGCGUCAAUUUGAAGUGGCUAUGCGUUUCGCAGAACAAGCUGCAAAGCCUCAAGGGAAUUGAAGGACUUUCUAAGCUCACUGUGUUAAAUGCAGGCAAGAAUAAGCUCACAGUGAUGGAUGAGGUCAAGUCAAUUGUGAGUUUGCGCGCAUUAAUUUUAAAUGACAAUGAGAUUGCUUCAAUUUGCAGACUUGAACAGAUGAAAGAGUUGAACACUCUUGGUAUGAUUUCUAAGCCUAAUUAAGUUCAUGAUUUCACCUGAGUUCUGCUGAAACUCUUUGAAUUUUCUUUGUUCCAGCUUUCUCUUUCUCACUGCCAACUUCAGAGUUUAGAGUCUUCGCUCAAGUCAUGUGUUGAACUGAAAGAGCUCCGGCUCGCUCACAAUGCUAUUGAGGGUCUCCCUGCUGAGUUGGCUCAGAAUAAGAGACUCCAGAAUCUGGAUCUGGGGAAUAAUGUGAUUACCAGAUGGUCUGAACUGAAGGUGCUUGAUGCUUUGGUCAAUCUGAAGAAUCUCAAUCUCCAAGGGAACCCUGUUGCUGAAAAGGAUAAAUUAGCAAAGAAGAUCAAAAAGAUGCUGCCAAACCUGCAUGUUUUCAAUGCAAGACCAAUAGAUAAAUACACCAGGAAUGAGAAGGGUGCCCGGGUUGAUGCAGUUGAUGAAGAAGAGCAAAAACAUAGAGACUCAAAACAUCAAGGGUUCGGUGAAACUAAGGAUAGUAACCUUGAUAAUGCUAGAGAAUUGGAUAUGAAGAGGAAACGAAAUAGGGAGAAAGCAAAUGAGAAUGCCUCGGACCAGGAAGCUUUGGUCCAAGGGAAUGAAGAACGGGAUAGCAUAAAGAAAAAGAAAAGGGAUCAGGCUGUAAAUGAGGAUUUGAGCAAUCUUAAAGAAGCUGCUGAUUUGGAGGAAUCAAAGGGAAAGAAGCUGAAAAAGAAAGGCCAUAAAGACGAUGAUACCAAGGUUAAAAAGAUACUACAUAAGAAAAAGCAACAAAGUGAACUUGAUAUUAUUGAUGAUGCAGACACUUCAUUUUUGGAGCUCCUUUCGGAUGACAAAGUAGUAGAUGCUGAGGAUGAUGGCAGACAGAGAAAACUUAAGGAUAAGGCUAGUCAAGACACAAAAUUGUCAAGUGGCAUAGUAACCAUCACUUCAAGUAAAGCUAAGAAGCGGAGCACAGCUUCUACUUUACCACUAUUGCCUGUGGAUGAAAUUGGAGUUGGCGGUCCAUCAACAUGGGACUGAUGAUUACUAAUCAUGGGCAGGAUGCUAUGCAACUUCGGUUACUGGUAUGUAAAAUUUUGAAUCACAUAUUAACUUGCUCCAUGUGAAGAAGCUAGGAUCUGGAUUGUAGGAAAAUGGUUUGUGGGAUAAGUUUUAACCAUAGGCAUGCCGUCUAAAAUGGAUUAUUGGGUUUGGUUGUUAUUCUGUAGCAAAUUAUGGGUUAUAAUCCUGCAUUUAAAAUCGAGUAUUUUUGUUUCAAAUUUGAC
Fragaria vesca subsp. vesca is the source of this 1728-nucleotide messenger RNA. RefSeq names its product protein phosphatase 1 regulatory subunit SDS22-like. The record is from RefSeq and is a predicted model, not a curated record. The transcript has 9 exons. Gene Ontology annotation, molecular function: protein binding. Lineage: Eukaryota; Viridiplantae; Streptophyta; Magnoliopsida; Rosales; Rosaceae.